Molecule: messenger RNA, 3804 nt
Organism: Ectocarpus sp. CCAP 1310/34
Lineage: Eukaryota; Phaeophyceae; Ectocarpales; Ectocarpaceae
Source: the annotation of a GenBank genome assembly
AUGAGAGAAUUCUAUCAGGAGAAAAAGCAGUCAGAAAAGUCGAGGUUGGAGCAGGACUGGAAGGAGUUGGAGAUGAGAGAGUCCGAGAGUCCACAGGAUUGCAUUGCCCGCUCAGAGGCCCUUCGCCUGCGUCUCGCAUCUGUAGGCACGAUUAAGGAUGAAACAGAUGCCAACAUAGACAUUGCUCGGGGCCUUCCCCCUUCGUUGUAUGCCGUGCAAAAAGGAAUAUUGCUUGCCUAUGAUGUCCUGACGUUGCAUGCCCUUGAGACUGUGGCGCGAGGUGGAGCUCGCUCUNCGGCGGGGGAAGUGGGGGGGCAUCCGGGGGUCAAGACGGCGGUCAGGCAGCAGCUGGAGGCCAAAAUCGUGACGGAGAGAAGAAAAUUAGUGACGUGUUCAACGACGACCCCGGCGGAUUUUGCCGCUACCACAAGUUCGAGCUUCACACCAACGAGCAGUGUCGUCCCCAGCAGCAACUGCGGCGCUCGCGUUCGAGAGAGGGAGCCGAGGAACGCCGCUCGGGCGGCGGCAGCCGCGGUGGCGGCGGUAGCCAGCGAGGGGGUAGACCGCCGCCGGGGCCAGGCCGCGGUGGCGGCCGAUGGGAUAGGAGUGACGAUUGGAGUAGAGGCUGCUGCGUCUGCUUCGUCUUUGCUGAGUGUGGACUCUAGUGAGGGGCCGCCUGGUAGCGAGAGAUGGGUAGCUGACUCAGGAGCCAGCAACAGUUUCACCGACAGCAGCCUACACAUGUAUGACCUGCAAGCGAUCCCCGCCAGUAGGAAGUAUGUCGUUGUAGGUGAUGGUCGAAUGCUAGAGGUGCAAGCCAUCGGUAGUAUUAAUCUUAGUUUCUUUCAGGAGGAUGAGAAUGGCGAGAAAACAACGAUGUGUGUGAAGCUCACUGACGUGUCUGCUGUAGAGAGCCUGAGUUUUAACUUGUUCUCAACGCAUGCUGUUUCUCUGAAGCAACCAAUCCUCUACGACGAACGUGGUGCAACCCAACAAAAUGGACUGCUCUUUGCUAGAGAGGAAAAAGCGUCUGCAGCGUAUGCCAUGCGGUUACCGUACGACCCAUCUGCGACUAUUGUAGACCCUGCUGCUUUGCCCGCAUUCGUGACUGCCCCCGAUUCCGCCCCCGCCUCCGUUGACAUCAACCGCUUCCACCGCUCCCUUGCCCACGCUUGCGAGCCUCUUUUGAGAGAAACUGCCCAGCAGAGAGGCAUCGUGCUCACCGGCAAGCUGGAACCGUGCACGGACUGCAUGAAGGCGAAGGGCAGGCGAGCGUCGGUGCCGCGGGGGCCGGGAGCGAGGGCGUCCAAGCCUCUCGGGCGUGUUCACCUGGACCUGUGUGGACCGCUGGUGCCUUCCCUGGGCGGCAACCUCUACCUGUUCGUCGCCGUGGACAGCGCCUCGCGGUGGAACAAGGUCUACGGUCUCCGGCGGAAGUCCGACGCGCUGGCGGCAACGAAAAGGCUGCUGGCGGACGUGGGGCGGUACGACCUCGGGCGCGUCGAGUGUUUCCGCGUCGAUAACGGCACCGAGUGGACCCGCGGCGACUUCCGGCGCUUCUGCGACGACAACGGCAUCGGCGUCGAGUUCACACCUCCUGGCUCGGCGACCAAGGCCAACCCCGGGCGGCGCUCGCCGCACGAGAUGUUCAACGGCGAGCAGGGGCCUUUCCUCGUGCUGCCGUUCUUCCAGCCCGGCUUCAUACGUGAGGAUCGUCGCACCAAGCUCGACGACCAGGCCAUCCUCUGCUACUACCUGAACGGCGGCGACAACCACCCGAGCGGCACCGUCAAGGUCCUCAAGGCGUCCACCGGCCGCGUCGUCUACACCAACAACGUGUCAUGGGUGACGUCGGCGCCAGCCGGCGAGGAGGGUUCCACUGGUAUCACCGCUGCGCCGACACCCCCCCCGUUCACGCCGCCGGUCGUCUCGAUCAACUUUGGCCCAGCACCGACGCCUUCGACCGCAGCACCGCCGCUGCCAGCGCCCACGCCGUCGCCUGCUCCCGCUGCCGCUGCCGCUUCGCUUCCUGCCGCAACGCCGUCGCCAGCGACCACGCCGCCGCCCGCUCCCACGCCUUCACAACCGCCCUCUGCCACUUCGCCGUCACCGUCGGCGACCCCCGCUCCUGGCCAGCUGUCCUCUUCUUCUUCGCUGUCACCGUCGGCGACCCCAGAUCCAGACCAGCCGCCGCCGNCCACGCCGUCGCCUGCUCCCGCUGCCGCUGCCGCUUCGCUUCCUGCCGCAACGCCGUCGCCAGCGACCACGCCGCCGCCCGCUCCCACGCCUUCACAACCGCCCUCUGCCACUUCGCCGUCACCGUCGGCGACCCCCGCUCCUGGCCAGCUGUCCUCUUCUUCUUCGCUGUCACCGUCGGCGACCCCAGAUCCAGACCAGCCGCCGCCGCCGCCGCCGGACCCCGCGAUGCCCCCGCUUACGGCUCACGCCAUGCGGCAGCUUUCGCCCGGGGAGCUGGGAGGGGCGGAGGCCGGAGAGCCGGGGGGAGCGGGGACCGGAGGGCAGGCGGGAGCACUCGCAGCGGUGGACCCGGGGGAUGGAGGAGCGGGCUUUCCACUCGCAUUUGCCACGCUCCUCGCCAACCGGGAAGACAUCGACGCCACGCUGCGAGACCAGCGCCCGCCGGAGCAACGCCCUGACCUUCCGCAUUGCCAGGCCAGCGACCUUCGUGUCCCCAAGAGCUACAAAGAGGCCAUGGCGUCGGAGCACCGGCACCUUUGGAGCGACUCUAUGCAAAGGGAGUUUUAUGGCUUGUUGGAAGCGGGGACUUUUACUCCGGCGAAGAUGUUGGCUGCUUUGGCGUGCGAGUUGAACCUCGACUUGUGUCAUUUCGAUAUUGAGCAAGCUUUUGUGCGUUCGGAGUUGGAGGAAGACGUGUACAUGCGUUUGCCGCGGGGAUGUGGAGUUCUAUCUGGAAUGAUUGUAACACUAGGCAAGAGUCUGUAUGGCUUGAGACAGGCAUCUAGGCAGUGGCAUGCAAUGCUGAAGAGGUGUUUGGUGGCGUUAGGAUUUGAGCAGUGCAUGGCCGAUGCUUGUGUGUUUCGUUUGAUUGAGGAUGGAUGUGUUGUUUUGAUUUUGGUAGUACAGGUAGAUGACAUUCUUGCUGUGGGAGAGAGGGAGAGAUGUGACAAGUUUGGCGCCGACCUUAACAAGUCCGUGCCAGUGAAGAACCUGGGAGAGUUGAGAUGGUAUUCUGGGUGCUUUUACGAGAGGAACAAGGGGACCGAAUAUGGAGUAGUUGGAGGUAAGAGCGUUCCGAUGUCUUCGGGGGUGAAGCUUUCUGAUUUUGAUGCGGAUGAGGUGGCGACAGACUUUCCGUUUCGUGAGCUGGUAGGAUCGUUGAUGUGGCUGGCGACUCAGACUAGGCCAGACAUUGCGAAUGCAGGGUGCGCUGAUGCGGACUUUGCAAGCAAGGCAGCAGACCGUAGGUCGGUACCAGGGGGGAUCGUGACGUGUGGAGGAGGCGCUGUGUCUUGGCUUUCCAGAACGCAGAAAUGUGUCACGCUUUCGUCCACCGAAGCAGAGUACGUCGCGCUAGGUGACCUAGUGAAGGAGAUUUUGUUUUUGAGGCAGAUUUGGCGUUUCAUGUUGCCGCAGGUCGGCAUGCCGUGCAUCCCCAUCUUCGAGGACAACCAGGGGGCGAUUCAACUAGCGCAGAACCCCAUCUCAAACUCGAACUCGAAGCACAUAGAUGCACCAUUUUCUCAGGGAACUGACUUUCUUACGAAGAGUUUGUCGAAGGAUGCUUUCGAGUUUCACCGUGAUUUUGUGAUGAAUUUGGCAUGA